UUCCAUUCAAAGCAGUGCGAGGUUUUGACUCAGUGUGAAGGUCGAGCGAUUGGCAGCAGGACACAGCGCGUUUUCUGUGUAAAAAGGGGAGAGGCUGCCAACAGCUACAGGGACACAGUUUGCUGGAAAAUGGAUGGCAGUGCGAAGGAUGCUGAGUAACAAGCCCCUAUGAUGACGUCACAAGAGGCAGACCAACAUUCCAAGAAAGGGAGAAUGGAGACUGGCAGUGGAAUAAGAGAGCAAAACGAUCCACUUGUAAUGAAGGAGGGCGUGUCGAAAAGGGGAGUGGCUUCAUCGCACCUUGUUCCUCCCGAUGGCGGUUGGGGCUGGUUUGUGUCACUUGGCACCACUGCCUGCGCGAUGAUUCUCUCCACGCAAGGCCCCUGCUUCGGCAUCCUUUUCGGACCCAAACUCCGCGAAAUGAAUGCCCCCCCUUCUCUCGCGGCUUGGCUCUUCAACUGCCAGUCCAUGGUGUGGAAUCUUGCAGGUCCUUGGGCAGGACCUCUUAGUUCAAGGUUCUCCUACAGGAAGGUGGCUGUGACGGCGGCUCUCAUGUCUGCCUCUUCUCUCUUCCUUUCCGCGCUCGUCUCUUCGCCGUACCUCCUUUUGCUGACAUUUUCACUUCUUCACGGAAUCGGCGGCGGGAUAAACAUCACCUGUUGCUUUCAUAUGAUAGCGAAGUACUUCAAGAAACGCUUAGGAAUUGCUAACAGCAUCAUGAUGACGGGAGGCUCAGUGGGUAUUAUUCUUUUGCCUCAACUCGCAUCCCGUCUCCAGGAAUACUACCCGUUCACUUGGGCAACCCUUAUUACAGGUGCAGUGACGCUACAUGCUGCCGUGGGAUCUCUCUUGUUCCAGCCGGUGGAGUGGCACUUGAAGGAAGAAAACAGUGAUCUCGAAGCGCCACCUGACAUGGAGAAGCUGAUCCUCGAACCAGGGACGAAGAACUCCAAAGGCUACGAGUUGCCGCGAGGGUCCUCCGUUCCCUCAGGCCUCAUGCUGCACGACAACCGCGGCUCGCACCCGGGCAUUCCGAAGAGAACCCGGGCCUACAGCGAGUGCGCCCGCCUGGACCCGCCCGAGAGGGAGAGGGGCAGGUUUCCUUCCCUGACCUUCGGAGGAAGCUCCCUGAUGGCGAGCGUCCACACGCUGUAUGAACACGCACCUUCGAGGGUCUCUUCUGCGAACACAGAGGGCUCAGCAGGAGUGUGGCAACAGUUCAAGAACCACUACAAGCCUUCGGUUCUGAAGGAUCCUUUAGUCAUUUCUGUGGCAGUAGUGAAUUGCAUCACCAUGGUCGCUGCGCUAAACGUUUUUAGCACGAUUCCCUUCGUGCUGGAUGAGGCUGGCUACUCGCUGCAGGAGUCGGCGACGGUCAUGUCCUCGGCGGCGAUCAUCGACCUCGUGACCCGAAUGGCCGGCGCCGCCAUCACCGACCUCCCGCACUUCAGGCCCAGGGUUGUGUUUGGCUUCGCGCAGCUCAUCUACGUUGUCACGCCUUACGUGUUAUUGGCGUGGACAGACGAGUGGCUGGUCGUAAUGGCUUGUGCCGGAGCCUUCGGGAUGGGCCUCGGCUGCCUGUAUUUACUUGACGUCCUCAUCAUGGUGAGACUCCUCGGGGUGGAGAAGCUGCAGUCAGUCCUUGGAAUGAGUCAGCUUCUUCGUUCUGUGGCCUUUAUAUUCAUAGGCCCUGUGGGAGGAUCUAUUCGCGAGGCCUCGGGGACCUACUGGGCAACGCUAGCCUUCUUCUCUAGUUCCAUGCUGGUUGGCUUUGUUAUUAUGGUCAUCACGGCUCUGACCCACCGGCCGAAACCCGACCCAGAGGAAGAUGAUGAAUCCUAACUAUUGGCAACGAUAGGCAUAUCAUCUGUAAGAAGAUACUAUGGACCCCCCCCCCUCCAGCAGUGCCCUUUGUCUCUCUGUGGCCCUAUCGAAACCUAACCUUGACUUUUCACUUAGCCAUGACUCAUUAUUAUUCAGGUUAUCAGAAAAAAACGACGUAGUACCGAGGCCAUUCCUGAGUUCGGAUUGCGAAGCCAAGUGUAGAAAAAAA
Molecule: messenger RNA, 2053 nt
Organism: Penaeus monodon (black tiger shrimp)
Lineage: Eukaryota; Metazoa; Arthropoda; Malacostraca; Decapoda; Penaeidae
Product: monocarboxylate transporter 9-like
Exons: 11
Coding region: 169-1842 (557 amino acids)
Biological process (GO): transmembrane transport; monocarboxylic acid transport
Molecular function (GO): monocarboxylic acid transmembrane transporter activity
Source: RefSeq, a predicted model, not a curated record